CUCCCUAUACUCCUCUUCGUGGGCUCUUUUCCCUUCUCCACUUCUCUUCCCCUCCCCGGUCACCCUCACCGGGCUCUCCAUGCCUGGUAUCCGCUAAGGUCCUUAGUCCCUGACACAGCUCCAGCUCCAAUUAUGCCGAUCCGCCCGUUGGAUGAAUGGGUCGCUGCCCGCACGCAGUCUCUCCCACUCUCCGCCCUUAAAGGUGCCGUCGUCGGUAUCGAUGCGUCGCAUUACAUCAAACAGCACCUCCUCCAUCCUUCCACCCGCGAGCCUCUCCUGGUCGCUCUUGGCGGAUUCCCGUUCGCCCUGAGGAAUAAUAUCGAACGAGAGCUGCAGCUCUUCAAGGACGCGGGCGUAACAUGUGUUUUUGUCUUCGACGGCCUCGACUUUGGCACUAAGAACCAGCGACCCCACGUAUCGCCGGAGUCGGUACGGGCAUUUGAGCAAGCUUGGGACCUCUAUGACCAACAACAGGCUGAUCAAGUGGUGGACGCAUUUAGUGGUGCUGGCACUCCUCGACCGGAAUCACUCUAUCGGUUCUUGCAUCGUAUUCUUCAUAAUAAUGAUAUAGAUUAUAUUGUGGCUCCUUAUAGUGCUGCGGCUCAGCUCGCCUACCUCUCAAAAGGCCCCAGUCCCCUGGUGGACGCAGUGUGCGGGCCAUCGGAAGUCUUGAUGUUCGACGUGGAUAAGUUAAUUACCCGGAUUGACGCCGACCUAGCGCAGUUUUCCUGGAUAACCAAACAGACAUGCCAGGAGGAAUUGGGUAGACUGUCCAAUGAGCAGUUCCUGGACUUCUGUCUCCUCCUGGGAUCUUUAUUCCUACCGACAUUCCCCAUAUUCGAGAACCCCGCCUUUCCUGGAAAGGCCGCUACCAUUCGGGAUGCUCUGCCGAUGUUCAACUCUGCUGGACGGAGCGCCCUCUCGCUGUGCGCCCAGUUCGAGGAGGAUCGCCGAAUGCAGGAGCUUCAAUACACAGACCGCUACAAGCGUGCAUUCAUGACAGUGAAGCACCAUGUGUUUAUAGACGCGGAAGGACGGGUGGGCCCGAUGGACCCAGAGAACACCUCUUCUGACAUGCACGAGCUGAUCGGCCAGCGUCUUCCUGAAGAACUCUACUUUUAUCUCUCGAAAGGUGUCUUGGGCGCUGAUGUGCCCAACUACCUGACGUCUGGCGAGGUCGUGGUAUCUCGGCCUUUGGGCGUGGAAGAUACGGAGAUCUAUCGCCAGGUUGCCGGGACCACCCUUACUCCAAUUAGAACCCAAGCGAUAUGCUUGCUUUCGAACUCCCUCCAUAGAUUCUACCAGACAAAGGUGAUCCAAGUGCGCACUUGGUAUGACGAGAAGUCCGAUACAUCAGUCAAUCUCAAGUCAUUGCCUUCGGUUAAAGACACCAUUCAGUCUUGGAAGAUCCGUAUUGAUCAGCUACCGGAGGGGUUGAAGAAACUACAGCGGUCGAAUGGCCCGUUCAAGUUUGCCGUCCAAAGCUUGAAGGAUCCAGAAUUCGUGUCCAAGUCUCUGUCUGCUAAGGAGUCCCAGCCAUUGUCGUCCCAAGAAGAGAUCCUUGCCAACGUUUUCUGGAGAUUCUUACAACUGCGUGGGUAUAUCGACGAGAAACACCAGCUCACUUCCUGGGGCCUUUGUCUGGAGCAAGCCCUAUCGGUACUUGACCCAGCCGAUAACCUUGAGGAGGCUACCUUCCUUGCUAUUGAGAUGGUACGCUUUGGUGUCCUUAAUGCGAAGCAAUGGUUUUCCCACGUAUCAGGAGGCCCGAUGAGAGGUUCCGACGAGGACAAAAACUUCAACAUUCUCGUCUCUCGCGUAGCGUGUAUCGCUAAACUACAGCAUAAGAGUAUUGGCUACUCUGGACCUCUGAGCCGGCAGUUACUCUGCUACCGAUCGUUGGUUUCGGAAGUCCGCGUCACAUUAAGGAAUCUGAUUGAAGUCGUUUUGACGGGUCUUCUACUCAGCGGAGAUGCGAACAGGGACCGGGACGACUGGACCAGUUUGAGCGUCAAAUUGCCCUUUAUCGACGACAAUGACUGCGGUCUGGGUAUCGCCGUCCGCACAUACCUUGAUGACUUGCCCCUGCAGGCCGACCCGACAUCGCCAGAGGCACGGGCUGAAGUGAAGUCAAAGGGUAAGGAAUGGUUUCAACACAGCGAUAGCUUUACAGGUAAUUUAGAUUUGGCUUUCAAGCUUUGGGAUGCGGUCUACAAAGGAACACAGCACGCCGGAAAAGAAUUCAAGGACGGUAAACUAUUUGGGGACGCAAACAGCUGUCAAGGCGCAAUUGUUUCAACCUCUGUUCCCGAACGAUUAAGCUUGUCUCCACGUCUUAUCUUCCCAAUCAUUACCAUGGCUCGUCUGAGCUACCUGCUCGUGAGCUGCCUCAGCGUCGUGAGCGCUGCUUCCGCAGUCGUCGACCUGGUUCCCAAGAACUUCGACAAUGUCGUCCUCAAGUCCGGCAAGCCCGCCCUCGUUGAAUUUUUCGCCCCCUGGUGCGGUCACUGCAAGAACCUCGCGCCUGUGUAUGAGGAGCUCGGACAAGUUUUCGCCCACGCCGAAGACAAAGUUACCAUUGGCAAGGUCGAUGCUGACGAGCACCGCGAUCUCGGCAAGAAGUUCGGUAUCCAGGGAUUCCCGACUCUCAAAUGGUUCGAUGGCAAGAGUGACAAGCCCGUGGACUACAAUGGCGGUCGGGAUUUGGAGAGCUUGUCUAACUUCGUAGCGGAGAAGACGGGCGUCAAGCCUCGUGGCCCGAAGAAGGAGCCCAGCGAGGUCGAGAUGCUGACCGAUUCCUCCUUCAAGACUACUAUUGGAAGUGACAAGGAUGUUCUGGUUGCUUUCACCGCCCCUUGGUGUGGACACUGCAAGAACCUCGCCCCUACCUGGGAGUCCCUCGCUAAGGACUUCGCCCUCGAGCCCAACGUUGUGAUCGCCAAGGUCGAUGCUGAGGCUGAGAAUGCCAAAGCCACCGCCCGGGAGCAGGGUGUCACCGGCUACCCGACCAUCAAGUUUUUCCCCAAGGGCUCUAAGGAGGCUAUUGCCUACUCUGGCGCCCGCUCGGAAGAGGCUUUCGUUGAGUUCGUGAACGAAAAGGCCGGCACUCACCGCGCCGUCGGAGGCGGGCUUGAUGACAAGGCUGGCACCAUUGCCUCCCUCGACGAGCUGGUCGCCAAGUACACCUCCUCCCAGAACGUCGAGGAGUUCCUCGGUGAGGUGAAGAAGGCUGCCAAGGACCUGCAGGACAAGUACGCUCAGUACUAUGUCAAGGUUGCCGAGAAGCUCAGCCAGAACAAGGAGUAUGCCGGCAAGGAGUUGGCCCGUCUGAAGAAGAUCAUCGCCAAGGGUGGUUCGGCGCCGGAGAAGAUCGACGACCUCAUCUCUCGUAGCAAUGUUCUGCGCCAGUUCCUGAGCCAGGAGAAGAGCGAUAUGGACAUGAAGGACGAGCUGUAGAUGUACAAUUUCGUAUAUGACGUGUGAUUAGGAUACAGCCGGAGAGCUAGCUAUAUGUGAUAUGAACGUGCUCUUGGUUAUAUAAAACUCUGGAAUAAGUCCGUCUCUGUACGACU
Molecule: messenger RNA, 3572 nt
Organism: Aspergillus nomiae NRRL 13137
Lineage: Eukaryota; Fungi; Ascomycota; Eurotiomycetes; Eurotiales; Aspergillaceae
Exons: 11
Biological process (GO): protein folding
Cellular component (GO): endoplasmic reticulum
Molecular function (GO): protein disulfide isomerase activity; nuclease activity
Source: RefSeq, a predicted model, not a curated record